AGUUCUUUGCGCCUCACGCCCUCACUAUGGACGCGCCGCUGAAUCCUCCUGUGCGCAUACAGCCUCUUUCCAGCAGGCCGAUCACAACGAAAGCCGCGCAAAAGCGGCUCGACCUCUUCCUGAACGACUUCCAGGCACGCACCUCCGCGGCGCAGAGCGGGCAUACGGCCAUGACAGUGCAGGUGGAAAAGCUCAAGACCGCUCUCAAGGAGGAGAGGGAGGCGAUCAAGGAGCUGUCCAAAUAGUGAACUCAAUGGCCGCCGACAAAUCGUGCGACUGGGGGCUUGUCGACGUCGUGAUUCCGGCUGUCUGAUCAAGCGGUGGAAGUCGACGAAAUCGCUUUUUGCGACAGGUUGGGUUUUGAACAGUCGACCCGCCGACAACCAUUGCGGGGAUCAGGAUCCGAUACCUGUCGCCAGUGCAAUCUCAGGGAUCCCUACGGAUUGCUGUACCAUACACACUGUCUGCGCUCGAGGAAACAAUCAAUCUCGCUGGUUCAUGUCCGAUUCAUUUGGAAUGCACGUCAUCUGCACAGCAUUCACUGACGCCUACGCAAAGCGGCGAUGAGUUCCGUGCAUUGACGACUGGUAAAUGGCAGCAUACAGAUUUGAAUGGUUUAGACUGUUUAGUUGGUAGACAAACACGAUAUGCCCGAGCACACUGUUUCAUCCGAACGAUGUGCCUUGAGAGGACGUCUUGCUGGACAAAGCUGAGACCAGCCCCACACGCGGGUUGUGAAAAUCCGCUUGGUGCUGGAAGAUGAUCUGCACCCGUCCUGUCCUGCAAGUCGACGCGAGGUAAUUUCAGGCGGCCACCCGAAACGUUGAUGGCCGGGACUAUCUCCGGAUGAAUAACAGAACCGCUUUGAUUCGGUCACCCUGCCUCACACUUCUUCCUUCCGGCCAGCAGCUCCCGUGUUCUUUCCCGGCCAACACAUCAUGCCCUCCCCGCCCUCGUCACCGUCCACCGAGUCGUCCUCAAGGGAUCACGCCGCUGGACAUGGUCAGGAAAUGUCAGCGACGAGCAGCACAUUUCUCAUGUCCUCGCCAUCAAUGCCGUCAUCUUCAUCGCUCCCGCUCGCACGACCGGGAAAUGCCCGUGCAGACACGGCUCAGCCUCUGAGCUGGAUAUCACCCGAAGAUUUCGACUCGUCAACGAUGUUCGAGCCCCCACGAGCCCUGGCCGCCAACUCCGGCUCUUCCCGAUCGCAAACGCCGCCGUCCGCCUUCGGUCGGCCGAUGUCAUCAGGCGCCCGGUCGCGCGCGUCCUCUUUUGCCGGACUCAACGAGAACCUCUUCGCCGGCUUCAACCCUGAAAACCCACGCGCGUCGACGUCGCUCUCGAUCAACUACCUCCCGACCAAGUUCUCGGGUGCUAUCACGAGUGGGGGAGCGAAAGUGCGGCCGCGGAAGCGGAAGGCAGGGCUAAAGCGGAUACCGACGAUGGCCCGUGGGGGAGGCGUGGAUGCGUUCAAAAGAGGUGAGGCGCGGAUGCCUGAUGACCGGGACGAUUUGCAGCCGCACACCGGGAGGCACGGGCUCUUGGAUAAGACGGAUCCCCAUUCGAGGUGGACGAGAUUCAAGUGGAUUCUGUUCGCGACUAAUUCCUUGUACUCGCUACUGGCGCUCGUUGGAAUGAUCUGGUGCAUCCUCAUAUGGCUGGACAUCAUAGAUCAGUCGGACAUCGUCCGUGUCGCCAAUCGGCCCGAGCUGGCAUUUACGACGGCCGCGGCCUCCCUUGCUCUGUUCACAUGCAUAUUUGGCUGGGCAGGCGUUAUGCUCAACAACCGAUCCUUCCUCGCGCUCUAUACCUUCUUUCUAUGGAUCAGCCUCGCUUUCCUGGUGGUCCCAGGGUACCUGUCAUACAAGAAGUAUUCGCUUAAUCUGCAAGGCAAGCUCAACUUCCAGUGGUCCCAGUCGUUCGACGUCGAUGCUCGGCGGCGGAUCCAGAACGCUCUGAGCUGCUGUGGAUACUUCAGCCCCUUCGUUGAGGCGAGCAUCAGCUCCACAUGUUAUGCACGGUCGGUGCUGCCUGGGUGCCGGAGCACGUACUUCCGCUUUGAGCACAAGGUGUUGCGGUGGUGGUAUGUGUCGAUCUUCUCACUGUUCGGAUACAACGUCAUCGCUAUCGUGUCGGCGCUCCUGUGCUCGAACCACGUCACAUACCGUUUCGGCAAGGGCAUGACGCCCAAAGCUUACCGUCUGGACGCCGGCGCGGUUAUGGCCAUCAUGGAAAACUACAUCUCGAAUGUUGCCGAUGCGUAUGGUCCCGACGCAGCAACCCAAGCGUUGGCUCUCUCCCGCCAGUCCUCCACCGUAGAUCUCAGCGAUCUUGGGGUCCUCCUGCCCAUGGGCUUCGCACGAGAAGCAGACGGCAGUCUGCCCCGGACGAGAUAUGCCAGCAUCACUUCGACGACACCGGACACGGCCAUAUGAUGACGGUGACGGCUUUCUUUCUCCUCUUCAUAGUUAUUAGUUACCAUUCCAUCUAAUCUCCAUCUACACGGACCAAGCUGUAUCGGACUGCCUCACGUCGUGUUCCUCUCGUUACAUCCGCCGCUCGUUCUGACAUUUGCACAUAUCUCCGCGCUUAUAUGUUUGUGCGCCUUCUUUGUCUAUACGUACUUUUCGCUGCCGAAGUGCUAUGGAAUGCCCCCCGGCGUUCUCUCCCCGGUGUUGCCUACCACCAAUAUUUCCUUUUUGAGCCGAUCGGCGGAGUUUGCUCGACAUAAUCAAGUGAUCACGUCGUGCGUAAGUAUAGGACAUAGCUUAUUUACCUUCUGGUCCGUUAUGACAUGACCGCCGCUUGCACACAUCUCAUUUUGCUGUCCGACCUUCGUACUGCUCAUCUGCCAUUCAGUUCCGUGAAGCAUCUACCGUUGCGACGGUGGUGAUUCCGAUCACGAAUCAGGAUCGACGGACGACGCGCGGGGGCAACAUCAGCUGCAACAAGUUACAGGCAGCGCAUGGAUGGAUGGAUGGAUGGUUGUUCUUUCCGGAGACCUAUGUUCUUCGCAUGGUGAUCACUGCCUGUCUGGCAGCGCCUCCCAUCUUUCCCUUCUGAACUCACUCGCGCACGGUACGUGAGACGCAGAGUGGCUGGUCCAAUUUUGGUGUACUAUGCGCAAUCCGAUCUACAAUCCUCUGAUACUUCUCGCCACGCUCCUAGCCAACAAUGGCCUUGCUACCGCACGAUUCCGAUUAGGACAUGUGCUGGGAGGGCACGGUGUGCGGGAUGACACCCAGGCGCUCGCGGCGACGCCGUCGGUCGGCCAGUCCUCGACGACCUCGACCGGACUAUUUUUCUCCGCCUCGACGAUGUCUGUGCUCGCCUCGCUGCCGGCGACGUUGGCGGUAGCAGAGCCCUCGGUAUCAGUGACGUCUACGCCCUCCCUCGCAGCGACACCUGCGGGUGCAAAUAACAGCACAACCCCAGCGCCGACCUCGAGGUCCGCGCAACCGAAGCUGCUGCUGCUCGAGAUCAUUGUCCCAGUCGUUGCUGGGUGUGUGCUGCUGGGCCUGGCGCUGUUCGUCGUGUGCCGUCGCCGGCAACAGCGGGCGCAUCAGGAGAAGAUCCGAUGGGCAGGCAGCCGUCUGCCGGAAAUGAAUUCCUCGCCGACAGGGCUGUGGUCCUUCUGGGGCCCGUCCUCCUCCCCGCCCUCCUCCGCCGCCGCUGCCGCCCGUCCUCCGCCGAGCCCAGCCGUGCCCGUGCUGGCUGAGAAACCCGAUGUUAUUCCGGUGAGACCUCCGGCACCGAGGAUCGCAUUCGACUCGGGCGCUCGGAACCCCACUAUGGACGCCUUGCGCUCGGGGUGGCACGACGACGAAGACGAUCACGAGGAGCCGAAUGUGCCAGUGUCGAACCGCAGCUCGGAGGUCCCUUCGCGCUCUGAAGCGAGUGUAGUGAACAUGGCGGACCCCGUCGCGCUCGCGCCCGCCGAUGACUCUGAGUACCUGCACCCGGGAUGGGACGGAGACUCGGACAUCCAUCACCCUGAAAUGGCUGAGCGGGAGAUGGAUAUGGACAUGGACAUGCAUCUGCACCCGUACCACGCGAAUUCCUCGCCGGCUGUCGACCACGACGAGCCUGCGAUUGCGGAGUCGCGGCCGGUGACGAUGCUUCUGGAGGUCACGGGGCCUGCAGUAAGCUAGAGGGUCGUAGCGGGAGCACCAAGUAGCAUUUCAAGUAACUGUAUGUACGUAUCUGUAUUCGUC
Molecule: messenger RNA, 4214 nt
Organism: Mycena citricolor
Lineage: Eukaryota; Fungi; Basidiomycota; Agaricomycetes; Agaricales; Mycenaceae
Source: the annotation of a GenBank genome assembly